This is a messenger RNA of Perca fluviatilis (European perch), 7155 nucleotides long. It is a transcript of the gene slc6a5, whose product is annotated as solute carrier family 6 member 5. The record is from RefSeq and is a predicted model, not a curated record. NCBI's taxonomy places the organism in Eukaryota, Metazoa, Chordata, Actinopteri, Perciformes, Percidae. Gene Ontology annotation, molecular function: glycine:sodium symporter activity. Gene Ontology annotation, biological process: sodium ion transmembrane transport; glycine import across plasma membrane; synaptic transmission, glycinergic. Gene Ontology annotation, cellular component: membrane. Bases 501 to 2855 code for a protein of 784 amino acids. The transcript is spliced from 15 exons.
UCUAAACUGGAGGCUUUCCCGAUUGUUUUCCCGCCCCCCUUAAAACAAAAUUUGAGGAAGUCAUUUGUAAUGCCGCCGCCCCGGGUCCGCUCACUGCUGUAACACCGGUGAUCUUGCAUGCCUGCCGGGGACAGCGGAGCUACCGAGAGACCCGCAGCAGCUUGUCUAUUGCCCAUAAAAAUCAGUGGAUGUGUGGCUGAAUGACAUGAGGGGGAAAUGGGGCGUAAAAUUAAAGAAUCUUGCAGAAAGCGAGAACUGGAGAAGCAAAGCAACCCCCUCCCUCCAACACACACACACACACACACACACACACACACACACACACACACACACACACACACACACACACACACACACACACACACACACACAGCUGAAAGUAUAGAAUAGAAAGAGAAUAGAGCAUUUUUAGUCCCAAAUCAGAGAUGGGCUGCAGUAGCCUCACAGCUUCAUGCUUUCUGCCGUUCUGUUGCCUUUUGUCCUGCUGAUCUGUUCCUCCCAUGUUCCAGGAUUUCUCUGACCAGAGAGAAAUGGCCAAACAGCCGACCAGCGCUCCCAGCAGCUACAUCCCGGCGCAGCAGCCCGACGGAGCUGCGGUACUUACAACAAACAAACCGGACAACACGGCUGCGUGUCCGUCGCCCGCCCCUCACCCUCACCCAGCGCCUCAGCCGCCGCUUCCGUUCAACGAGGGCAAAACUUUUUGUCCCACGGAAAAUAAACCGGGAGAAUUGGACAGCAAUAAAGCGUAUGGGACGUUUAAAAGCACCGCGCCCGCGGCCCCUGGAUCCGCGGUGGUCAACUCGGCCUUCAGAAAGGAUUCCGCUGGUUCGGCCCGCGGGGGGCCCGCCCAGUACGGCGACCCGCUCCGGGCCACCGCAGAGCAGAACAACACCGCGGGCAACUGGACGGCUAUGAGCCAGACCACCAUCAUACUGGGAACAGAUGGGAACACGUCUGUUCAGCCCGGCACCGUGGCGGUGGGUGACGAUGAUGACGACGGGGGAGACGAGAAUAAGGCCAGAGGAAACUGGACUAAUAAAAUGGACUUUAUUCUGUCCAUGGUUGGCUAUGCGGUGGGACUGGGGAACGUGUGGAGGUUCCCUUAUCUUGCCUUCCAAAAUGGUGGAGGAGCUUUUUUGAUCCCCUACCUGACAAUGUUGUGCAUUGCCGGCAUCCCAAUCUUUUUGCUGGAGGUGUCCCUGGGCCAGUUCGCCAGCCAGGGGCCUGUGUCAGUGUGGAAAUGCAUCCCAGCUCUGCAAGGUUGCGGGAUUGCCAUGUUGAUAAUAUCUGUCUUGAUAGCCAUAUACUAUAAUAUUAUUAUGUGCUGGACACUGUACUACCUGUUCGCUUCGUUGAAGGGCUCACUGCCAUGGGCUAACUGUAGGAAUGAGUGGAACACGGUGGAAUGUAAGGACAAAGACAUGCUGCUCUUAGACACGUGCAUCCUGCGGGACAGAAACAUCACCUCCAUCAAGAACUCCACGUUCUGUCUGUCCGCAAACACUGUUGGAAACCUGACCAAACUGUUAAACAUGACUGUGGACAGCAACAAGACCUACGUCAGCCCCAGUGAGGAGUACUUCAAGUACAAUGUGUUGCACAUCUCUAAAGGAAUCGAAUAUCCAGGAGACAUCCGCUGGCCUCUGGCAGGCUGUCUGCUCCUGGCCUGGCUCAUCGUCUAUGCCUCUUUAGCCAAAGGAAUCAAGUCAUCAGGAAAGGUUGUGUAUUUCACAGCCACGUUUCCCUACGUGGUGCUGGUCAUCCUGCUGAUCAGAGGAGUGACCCUACCCGGUGCCUUCAACGGUAUCCUCUACUUUAUCACACCAAAGUGGGAGAAACUGAGUGAUGCAAAGGUGUGGAAAGACGCAGCCACUCAGAUCUUCUUCUCUCUGUCGGCUGCUUGGGGGGGCCUCAUCACACUCUCUUCCUACAAUAAGUUCCACAAUAACUGCUACAGGGAUACUAUUAUUGUGACAUGUACAAACAGUGCCACCAGUAUAUUUGCUGGGUUUGUCAUCUUCUCGGUCAUUGGUUUCAUGGCACAUGAGUUGAAAGUGCCGAUAGAGAAGGUGGCAGAUGAAGGUCCUGGCAUAGCGUUCGUGGUGUAUCCAGAGGCUCUGACCAGACUUCCCCUGUCUCCUUUUUGGGCGAUCAUCUUCUUCCUCAUGCUCCUGACUCUUGGCCUGGAUACCAUGUUUGCCACCAUUGAGACCAUCGUAACCUCCGUGUCCGACGAGUUCCCCAAAUACUUGAGGAAACACAAACCUCUCUUCACCCUGGUCUGCUGCGCCAGCUUCUUCAUCCUGGGCUUUCCCAUGAUCACAGAGAGUGGGAUGUUCAUGCUGCAGUUGGUGGACACAUUCGCAGCCUCCUACUCUUUGGUCAUCAUUGCGAUCUGCGAGCUGGUGGGGAUUUCCUACCUCUAUGGUCUGCAGAGGUUUUGCGAGGACAUUGAAAUGAUGGUUGGUUUCCAGCCAAACCGAUUCUGGAGAAUCUGCUGGGCCUUUGUGACUCCAACCAUUCUGACGGGCAUCCUGGGACUCAGUCUGUACCAGUGGAAGGGGAUGACGUACGAGGACUACACCUACCCCACCUGGUCCAUGGUUAUGGGCUGGCUCAUGGUCAUCUGCUCCGUCAUCUGGAUCCCCAUCAUGUUCGGCAUUAAGAUGUACAUCGCCCCCGGAACCUUUAUGGAGCGUCUGAAGCUGGUCUGCUCCCCUCAGCCUGACUGGGGUCCUUUCCUGAUGAAACACCGUGGAGAACGCUACAAGAACAUGAUGGACCCUCUGGGAACCAACUCUCUGGGCCUCAAGCUGCCCCCAAAGGACUUCCAGCUCGGCUCCUACCAGUAGCAGCUGCCCAGGCAGCACCGCACCCACCACCUCCAACCCCUGCAGGGGGCAACGGGAGGGGGGCAACCUCCACCUCUUCUUCUCCCUCCUCCUCUCUCUCUUUCUCCCAUCCCUUCCUCACCCUCUUUGCUUCCUGUCUUCCUCCCUGUAUCAUGGAUGUGGAAAAAGCCUAACUUUUCCCUCUUCCUUCUCUUCUUCUUCACCACUUCCUCUCUUCUCUCAUGGAGGAGUGGCUGCCCAGGUGGAGUCUACUCCUCCGCUGCUGCUUCGUACUCGGUUAACGGGCUAUCAUUGCCCCCCACACAUGGCCACUGAUUACUUCAGAACCCUUCCCAGGGAUCUUUAUUCCAAGAGAAAAUUGUGUCAUAAAAUGACACAGCUCAGACUGCACUUGCAAUAUUAGACUCACCAUAGCUGCUCCCUAUGGAGUCGUGUGUGUAUGUGUGAGAGUUUGUGUGUGUGUGUGUGUGUGUGUGUGUGUGUGUGUGUGUGUGUGUGUGUGUGUGUGUGUGUGUGUGUGUGUGUGUGCGUGCCAUCAUAUUUGUGUGCAGAGAUAAUGAAUCAUCUUGGUGCAAGCAGACACGCAGGCAAACAAAAAGAAAAUUGAACGACAGAGAAGCAUUGGUUCAACAAGCUCAGCGGGGAUGUGUUUUGUUCCAUCCGUGUACAAAUUUCCAACGGCAAUACAAAUAAUAUCAAAAAAAUGUAUACAAAAAUUCACUGGUAUCACAUUUUGUUGCUAUCCAGCAGUAUAUAUGUAUAUUCACAAUAGCUACAGCUCAGUCGCUCUUGCUUUGUCAAAAAUAGAUUACAAGAUCUGCAAUGUGCCUCCUAUGUCCCAGUAGAGUAGCAAAUGCAUCCUGAUUGCCACUUUCAGUAGAUACACUAUGGCCUGGAUGACUCUGCAGUACGAUAGAAGCUUGGGUCUAUUUUUCUCUCUGAACCCGAGGGAUCAUUUAUGAAACCCUCUCUCUUUAUCUAUUUAUUAAGCCGUAUUCCUGUUCUCCUUUUAUUCUAUUAUCCUAGAAUGUAAAGAACACAUUCCUAACAUAGGAAACCACUAGAGUAGUCCAUCCUUCCUUUAGUGACGUGGCCAUUUAACGAUUUUGGUCUUGAAAACCUGACCUGAUAGUCACUCUGUGCAUAUAUAUUUUAGACAGUGUAUUUAUCUCUGUAUGUGUUGUGAACUUGUCAAACCAUCUGUGAAAACCAUAUUUACAAUGUGCAUCACAUCAGUAGAGUAACAGUAUAAAAUAUAUAAAUAUAUAUAUACAUAUACAUACAUAUACUAUAUGUAUAGCCUUUCAGCAGAGGAGAGAGCUAGCGAGACAGAUUGAGAGUGAGUGUGUAUAUGUGUUCAUGUCUCCAUGAACCCCAUGUUUCUCUUGCUAGCUGUGUAAUAUUUUGUACAAAGUGUACACUUCUGAAAAAAAACACUUUAAGUAGUAAGUGUGUGUGUGUGUGUGUGUGUGUGUGUGUGUGUGUGUGUGUGUGUGUGUGUGUGUGUGUGUGUGUGUGUGUUGUCUUGUCCUCACAAUGUUAGGAGCAGCUGCUAUGUGUGAGUAGAUGAAGAUUAGACAAGAAAAUGGCCUCCUUCUUCCCUGGAAGUGUACUUUGUCUCUUGUUGUUUGUGGUAGACCUCCGGAGACCUCUUUGCCAUUUCAGACUUAUGCCUCUUGCUUCUCUGUGUGUCCUCGUGAAAAACAGGGUCUCAGGUAUACUCGAUUCUAUCCGACUACUCCGGUAGUUGUAGGAAUAAUAGCAUUCAGUGCAUAGGAAACAGAGAGUUGAGCCAUCCUAAUGCUAAAUUAUAUUGAAAGCAGUGUGGAAGUGUGUUGCAAAGGAUCAGAAUCAAAAUACUACUUCCUGACGACCUCAAUGCAGCAUCACUUCGCUUUUUGCUUGCUAUUGCUUUAAAGCGCCUCGCAAUGAUUGUACGAGUAACUUAACUUAUUUUGACCAACUUUGUGCAAUGCUAAAUUAAGUAUCUUGCUUUUUUUAUAUAAAAUAGUUAAAUGGAAAAAACAGUAAUUAGCCGAGAUUAAGUAAGAAAAUCUAAUUUUGAAUGCCUUGAAAUCAACUUGGAAUUGAAUUGGCACUUUGUUGACUGUCGAUACACUGCAGUUUUAUUUACAUAUGCAGAAAAUUAAAGGCUUUCAGGGACUUUAUGGUCAUCUUGCUGACAUUGUGGUCCAUCAGAGUCAGUCAAAUUACUGUAAUUUAGAACAUACUGUGUUAGGUUGUGCUGUCAAGACAUCAUCCGUGAAAAUGAGAUCAUUUCUGUGGGCGUAAAAAAGUAAUCGCCAGAUGUAACACCACUCCAAUGCCCGGUGCAGCUCAGCAGGCGUCCGACUGGCUUUGCAGCCUCUUUAAAUGUGACAUGACAGGCAGCCAACUUUUACUUUGUGGGCUGCAAACCAAUUACCUUUACAGUAACAGCAUGUAUCCACUAAGAAGCAAUUAGUCCUUUCCACACUUUGAGCACUUGGUUAUGCAUUUUCAUGUUGACACAAAGUCCUGAUUGGCUUUAUUAUGCUUUUAAAACUGCAGGCAUUUACUUGUUGAGUGGUUUAAACAGACAGGUAUGGAUGCAAUUACAGUUGCUCAGAGAUUUAAGGGUCUCUAAACAUUUCUCUAAGCCAUGUCUAUUCAUAAUCUUGACAUGGAAAUAGCACAGAUAUGAUUUAAGAGGUUGUAAACAAAUCAAUUAUUGAGCACAAAUGCCCUGUUGUUAAAUAGCUUGCUUGCUCCACAGUGUUGCUUUUUUAAGACUUAGUGCAUUUAGCUCUAUUUGUUCAAAUGUGAUAAUAAUGUAUGUCUGUGUGUGUGUGUGUGUGCGUGUGUGUGUGUGUGUUUGUCUCUGUAUUAGUUUACUGAACUCCACUUAACUGUCAAUCAGAUGUUUGCAUGGCCAGUAGUUCGCUGAAAAAACCAGAGGAGAUUUACAGGAUUUCUUUUGCUAGGAAGCCUCGGCAUGAUGCUCCUCUUUCUCUUUUCUGACGGACAUCAGGAUCUUAGACCAACAUUUGUGAACUUGAGCUGGGUAAAACUUUUAACACUAAUAUGCCUAAAAAAGAAUACAAAAAAAUCAAUCCUAUGGCAACCACUCACUUGAGAGCAGGGUGGGGGGGGGGGCUAAGUAGCAGGCUGGCAUUUUUAAAUCAUGUGUUGGAUGUAGUGGACAGUGUGCUCUUUGUAGUAAGACUUGAAUGAUAAAAAGCCUUUUAUGACCUGAGAUAGAUUUAAAUGAUCUCCUUUAGGGCCACAGCUAAAUAGCUAUAGGUUGUGUGUUUUGUGUCCCUGUGUUUCCAUUUCUACUGGUCUUCUCUGCUUUUGGUUUGGAAAAAAAAACCGGCUUAGGGUUCAGUUAAAACCACAUUGCUUCAUAAAAUAUAACACUAAAGAGCUUGCAUGUGCAGUUUGUGUUGCUGUAACUCAAUGUCCAUGUAUAGUCAUCUUUCUCCUUUCUCUCUCAAUAGUAUAAGUCUGUGCAUGUUUACGUUAGGGAGCUUUUCGUUCUACAUAAUGUGAAACAGAGGGUUGUCCUUCUUACACAGGAGGAAGAAGAAAAACCAACAGAAAAAGUAACCGUCAAUUCGCUUUGCCUGCAAGUCAACUUUGGGCAGUAUAGGUAACCAAAGAAAGAAGUACUUUAAUUAGGGUUGUCGUGAAAACAGAAAACAAACUUUAGAAGAAAAAAGAAAUGUGUCAUCUGCGUAUAGGAGGUUGAGAUACUGCCAUCCAUAUCCCGUGUAGUGUUCCUCGAUGUUUGCCAAUACGUUACAAAACAUCUUCAGGUAACCAUUGGCCUUAUAGAUGUCCUCUUAUGGUAGAAUAUUGUGUGUAUUUCAAAAAUAACACCACAGAAUAGCUUAUUGUCUGUCUCAUACAGUACCUAUAUAGUGUUCCUAUUGUUAUGUAUGUUGUGUCUUUUUGGCACUUUAUUGUCUGACCUAUGAAUGCAUAGGUUAAAUUUCUAAUUACUUGAGUAAUGUCAUAUAUUUCUGUGUGUUCUAUGUGAGGUACUGCUGCCUAUGGAUAUAGAUAUGUGCCUCCAACAGCCCAUGACAUCCUUUUGAUUUAAAAAAUAGAGAGUAGAUAUAUAACAAAUAUGUUUUAAAAUCGGUGUGAGAUGUAAAAAAAAAAGAAGAAAUAUAAAUCAUAUAUGUGAAAUGCAUUUAUUUAUUUUCAAUGUCAUCAAUCUUUGAGGCCCUACCUCAGAUUUUGUAUUUAUGUAUAGAAAUGCAAUUGGAUUAUAGUAUCUUUGCCAAUAAUAAUAUAUCGCUAUUAUAUCAUGAAA